Pogona vitticeps (central bearded dragon) is the source of this 2539-nucleotide messenger RNA. The record is from RefSeq and is a predicted model, not a curated record. NCBI's taxonomy places the organism in Eukaryota, Metazoa, Chordata, Lepidosauria, Squamata, Agamidae.
CUUUUGUCCUUCGACGGUUUCCGUAGCUGCAAUUCAACUCCUUCCUUUCACGGCAUAGGAAGUUUCUUGGAUGCCCGGGGUGCGGAAGGGGGCGUGGCCAGGCUCCUGCGUGGUCCAACCGUCUCCUUCAACCGCUCACUAAGAUGGCGGCUUCUGAGGGAAGGGAGCUGGGUAGAAAGAGUGCCCUUCUCAACCAGGAACCGGCCCCUGGCUCUAGGACUCUCGGGCACCCACAGCUAGACCGGAGGCUCCCGAGGCUGGGGACCGAGGUCGGGUGCGAGAAGGUGAGCCGGCCGCUGGAGGUGGCGGCGGCGGCCACGCAUGUCCCGAGAACGGCGCUGCUGGACGAGGCGCCUCGCCCGUCGCUUGGCAAGGAAGCGGCCGUGGAAAGGUGGCCGGACCGCCGUGUCGUCGAGGCCGCCACUUCGUCGCCGGGCCUGGACGGCGUCGCCGUGUUGCCCGUUUCCGCCUCCCAGUCUCAAGGUUUCAUUCCGCUUGCUUCGGGGUCUGUGCCGCCGGUGUCCAGGGGACUCCCCAACUGGGCCCGGCCGCUGCAGGAUACGGCCCAGCGGGUCGCUCUUCCUCAGGGCAGAUCGGGGGAAGCGGCUGCUGCCACCCCCGGGCUCCUUCCCCUCAAGCACUUGGAAUCCAUCUGUGUUCGAGUACAAUCUGAUCAUACAAUACAGAAAGAAAAGUCAGUCUUAUGUCCUUCAACAGUCCAGUCUAUAAUUCAGCCAACUGAGAAGAAUUCCAAGAAGUUAGAAUUUAAUGUUGUUAAUCCUCAGAUUAUUCGACUACUGCCUCUUACAGGAACUGAGUCACAGCAGUUUUUCAUCUGUAAUUCUUCUGAACCUACAGUUCAGUUACUGCUGCAGAACCCUUUACUUCCCCUUGGACAAGUGACUGUAGCUAAAAUACCUACACACGGACAAACAAAUGCAACUGAUGCAACAGCUGCAGUAGAUUCUCUAAGUACUAAUCGGGUUUCAAUUUGUUCAGAAAAAUCUCUUACAAACCAUGAGAAAAAAGAAAAAGUUAAAAAGCCCUUAAAGGUGAAAACACGUUCUGGACGGAUUUCACAGCCUCCUAAAUAUAAAAUUAAGGAUUACAAAUUCAUUAAAACUGAAGACUUGGCUGACUGUCACCAGUCUGAUUCUGAUGACUAUUCUGAGCUGAGUUUAGAAGAUGAUGGUGACAAAGAGAAGGCAAUGUGUUCAUUAUUUGAUCCCUUGAUGUACAACCUGAGGCCAAAACUAUUUAAAUGUCAGAGUUGUGACAAGUCCUAUAUAGGCAAAGGAGGAUUAGCACGGCAUUAUAAACUUAAUCCAGACCAUGGACAGCAAGAACCGUCACUCUCUUCCCCUACAAGCAGGCCUCAUGGGACGGCUUUGCUGGAGCACACUAGAAAGACAAGUGUUAAGUCACAUGCAUCUGCAGAAGAUAAAAAGUUUGUGCAACAGCUAAGCAGCCAUCGGUUAUACUUGGACCCUGGAAGACUCAGACGGACAGGAAGGCUCAGUCAGUCAAAGAAGACUGAAAGAUCAAGGCAUUCUGGAGGAUUUAACAGACCUGGUCAGUUCCGUUCCAAGUCUCUUAAUAAUAUGUCAGCAGAACACCAAAGUAUAUUUAGAAGGAAAGCUAGGCUAAAAGAGCUGAUUGAGCAAUCCUCCAUUGAAGAUUUCAUAGAGCUGGUUGUUCCACGCCUUACAACUCUUAUUACUGUAUUUGAAUUUCUGCUAAAGAAGGUAGAAAAAAAAUGUUCAGCAAAAGCACCCUUCCCAGAUGUAUACAGGGAGUUUGAAGAGCUACAUGGUAUGGUAAAGAGAAUGUGUCAAGACUAUUUCAGUAACCCAGAAUUAAAUGAGCCAAUGGAAAUAAAAAACCCUAAGGUGGCUGAAUCACUAGGAAUUACUGACAGUUGUAUUAAAACACAGCAGAUCCACACAAACUCGAUGUCUGCAUGUAUUAAUACUACUUUUGAGCAUGUAUUUACAGAGAUUUCAGGACGGAAGCGAGCAACUGAGAAUUCAGAUGAAAUGUUGCCAGUUGCCAAAAAGACCACAGUGGGAAAUUUGCUGGAAAAUAUUGAUUAUUCAAAGCAUGGUGGAAUGAAAGAAGGAAUUCAUCCACAUCAAGGAGCAAACUCAACAAUAUAUAUCUGCCCUGGAAGUGCAUUACUAGAAGAAGAGCAUGAGUCCCUGGAACAAGAAAUUGCAUCUGAUCAGAUUGAUCAAGAUUUAUAUGACCAGUGCACACAAGUGACGCAUGAAACUUUACAACCUUCAAGUAAAUCAGGAUUUGAUUGUUCAGACUAUCUUAACCUCAUGGAGUGACACUCUCAGUUGACAGUGCAGCUAGUGUGAGGAAAAGCUUGUACAACUCCAUUUGGAAUACAGACAAAGUGACUCUGCAUUCUGUAACUCUGUCCUGUUCAAAAAUUAUAUAGUAUUAUGCACUGUAUUGAUACCCUGUUUUCCCAAAAAUAAGACCUUACCUGAAAAUACUGUAAGCCCUAAUAUGAUUUUUCAGGAUGCUCCUA